AUGAAAUUAUAUCUUGAUCGUCAUGUCAUCUCUUUUCCUCUAGAUGAGGAAUUGGUGGUGAGAUGGACCGCGAGUGGCACAUCUAUGCCACCAGCGCAUCCGAUCAAGGCGGCAUGGGCACUACUGCUUUCCCGAAUUUCGGGUGUGCCGACAAGCAGAUUUGGAGUGAUUGAGACACCUAUGGCUUCGGUUGUUGAUCCAAAGGUCAAUCCCGCAAGUUCGCAGCUACCGAAUCUAGAGACCUGGACGAUAUCAGAAAAGGACGACAUUAUUCUGCAGGAUGCCGCCGAGGAGCACACAGAGCGUCUGGUGGAAAAUGAGGCAACCACUGCUAUCAUCAUCAGCUGGGACGGUGAAACAGCCCUCUUACCAUCAACCUUUCAUACGGUUGUGCUCUUUAGUUGGGGCCUAUCACCGGCUCAAAUACACAUGAGCAUCUCGGAAGAAUCUUUUACAAUAAGCCGAGCCUGGGCACAACUGACUUGUUUCGUUCGGGUCCUGGAGCAGAUUAUCCUGACCCCCGAUUUGCCGUUGUCCAAGGUAGACUUUCUCGGCUCCUAUGGCGAGAAAACGAUUCGGCAAUGGAACGAUCCUUAUUCGCUGUCCAGACCGGUUGUCUGUAUCCACACGCUAAUUCAGGAGCAUUGCCACAGUCAGCCUGAUGCUGAAGCUCUGUGUGCCUGGGAUGGAUCCGUCACAUAUGCCGAGCUAGAUCAGCUAUCGCUAGCAAUCAGCAUUUUGCUACAGGCUCAUGGAGUAGGUCCCGAGAUUAUAGUGCCGCUUCUAUUUGAAAAAUCCCAAUGGACCGCGAUUGCCAUCCUGGGGGUGCUGCGGGCAGGUGGCGCUUUUGUUCUGUUGGACCACUCCCAUCCUGUGCAUCGUCUGGAGGAAAUUUGCGUCGAAGUCGAGGCAAUGAUUAUCCUCACUUCUCGUUCGCUGCAUGAACUGGGCUGCCAGGUACAUCGGCAAGCAUUUGCGGUCCCGGGAAUCGAGAUUGAGGUGGAUGAAUCAGACCGCAAUCGGACCCCAGUCGUUAAUUCAUCCAAUGCUGCUUAUGUUGCAUUCACAUCUGGAUCAACCGGAAAGCCCAAGGGAAUUGUGAUUGAGCACCUGUGUUUCUGCGCGAAUGCCCUAGCACAGAAUGCAGUUCAAAAUAUAAAUUUACGGACUCGUGCUCUUCAGUUUGCCGCUCACGCCUUUGAUAGCAGUAUUCUUGAAAUGCUUAUGACGCUAAUUGCAGGAGGCUGUGUUUGUAUACCAUCGGAUGGGCAGCGUCUGAACGGCCUGUCGAACGCGAUUAACACCCUCCAGGCUAACUGGCUGGAAUUGACUCCAUCCGUUGCACGCUUCCUUCAACCUGAUCAGGUACCGGGGGUCAAGUCACUGCUACUCGUCGGUGAGCCAAUGUCCCGUAAGGAUGUGAGCAAAUGGGCUGAUAGGGUUCAACUUCUAAAUGCCUACGGCCCUGCUGAGUGCAGCGUGGUAACCACAAUCCAGCCUCGCGUGAAGGCAAAUGACCCGAAUAACAUCGGGCGUUCCUACAGUAGUCACUGCUGGAUUGUUAAUCCUCAAGAUCAUGACCAACUCGAGCCUCUGGGUGCAGUGGGGGAGUUGAUUGUUAGUGGACCGAUCGUGGCCCGAGGAUACCUCAAUUACCCGCGCCAGACCUCAUUCAUUAGCAAGCCCUGUUGGGCGGCUCGCUUCGGCGUCCCCGAGGAUGAACGGUUCUACAGGACUGGAGAUCUUGCUCGGUAUAAUGUGGAUGAUGGGACGCUGCAAUACAUUGGGCGGAAAGACCGGGAGGUCAAAAUCCAUGGCCAGCGCAUUGACUUGCAAGAAAUUGAAAAUCUUGCGUCUCAGUAUCAGAAUGAUGUAGCGGCAGUCGUUGAUGUGAUUCAGCUAGGAGACAGCAGCGCAGGAAAGCUUCUGACAAUCUUCCUGGUAUUCGCAGAUACAGACCUGUGCUCCGAUAGCUGCAAGAGUCAGGUUGUGAGUGCGGAUUCUGUCAUGCGUGCUGUGUCUCUUGGCAUGAGAUGCUGGCUCCAGGAGCGCCUGCCACCAUACAUGAUUCCAACCAAAUAUGUGUGGGUCAGUGGGUUCCCUUUGACGCGAACUGGCAAGCUGGAUCGUCGGGCAUUGGUAGAUCUAGGAGCAGCAUCCACCCAGUCACGUACACACAAUUCAGAAACGGAGUGUUUGAAUAAGAAGAGCCAUGAGAACGAUGCCUUGGAUCCAAAUUUUUCCUUGAAAGAAGGCCUCAUCCGUUCUUUAUUCGCUGCAGUCUUACAAUGUCCUGAACAAGUCAUCGGUAAACAUGAUGACUUCUACGAACUGGGAGGAAAUUCGCUGGCCGCGAUUGAGCUUGUCGCUCGUGCGCACAGUCGAGGUUUGGAGCUGACAGUUGCAGAAGUCAUACAUUCUCAAACCCCCCAUAAUAUUGCUCGGUUCUCCCUGGAGACUACAGAAAGUCUUGAAAUUCUACCUUUCACUCUUGUGAAGAAUCUUGACACUGAAGAGAUUCUAUCUACUGCCGCCGUCCAGUGCCAGGUCACACAGAGUCAGAUCGAGGACAUCUACCCGUGCACUCCUCUGCAAGAAGGCCUAAUGUCGCUGUCAACUAAAGCCCCGGGAGCCUUCAUCGGCACAUAUCAAUUCUCAAUACCUUCUUCGACGAGCGUGACUCAGCUGAGUGCCGCGUGGGAGCGGCUUUGGAUCGCACAUCCGAUACUACGGACACGAAUCGUCUUGGGAAGGGAUGGAACCAUGAUACAGGUCGUCAUAAAAGAAGCUUUGCUUUUUAGGGAAGGAUCAUGCGCCGACGAUGACCGAAGACCUAUGGGCUUCGGAAGCAGACUUGCACGACUGACGAUUCAGCGGUUCAAUACCCCUGUCCUAUUUAUUUUCACAAUUCACCACGCAAUCUUCGAUGGAUGGUCGUAUGUGCAGCUACUCGAAGACCUGCAUUAUUUCUAUAAAGGCCAGUCACCACCAUUGCGGCCCGCAUUCACUCAAUUCAUUCAUUAUCUUGCGACAUCAGAUUCGAACAUGAGCCAUUCAUUCUGGGAGAAUGAGCUCAAAGGUUAUCAGUCACCCGUUUUCCCAUCACCUUCGUCCCGACGGCUAUCAACCGGACCUCGGUGGCUUGUAAGAAGCCAUUGGGUCGAUUUAGCCAAUCUUGAGGUCAAGUGGAAGCUUGCAAACCAAAUCAAGCUGGCAUGGGCCUUAGUCGUAUCCUCUCAAGUAAACUCCGACGACGUCAUAUACGGGCUGACUGUUACUGGUCGAAACGCUCCGGUUCCUGGGAUUGAUCGUAUCACAGGCCCAACGUUCACUACAUUUCCUUUCCGGACACAGCUGAAACCCGAGCUAUCUGUUCAACAGAUGUUAGCUGAAAUCCAAGAGCACGAUGUAUCUAUCAUGCCAUAUGAGCAUACGGGCCUCGAGGCUAUUGCGGAGUCCAGCCCGGACGCAGCUUGGGCUUGCAGCUUCCAAAACCUUCUGACGAUCCGACUCCGCUCAUUUCAGAGUCCAUCCUCAGCCUUCCUCGACUUACCUGAAAAUGAAGAGGAAGACCUGAAUUUUGCAUCUUAUCCCCUUUCAAUCGUGGUUCAACAGAAGGAUAGCUUGCUGAAGAUCAAAGCCUUCUAUGACGGUGAAAUCCUAACUUCCAAUCUUGUCCAGGGCCUCCUCGAUGACUUUGAAACUUACCUGCAACAUGUCAUCCAGCAGGCCGAAUCCAUGAUUGGGGAUAUGAAAAGGCUUGCCUCUCAACGAUGGCAGCAGGUGGCAGAGAUCAAUGCAGAAACUCAUAAUCAACCAUCACCGAAGUGCCUUAUCGACAUUAUCCAGGCGCUCAGUGUCACGCAGCCGGAAUGUGAAGCUGUGUGUGCAUGGGAUGGCUCCCUGGCGUACAGAGAGCUAAUCAACAUGGCACGUAGUCUCGCAGGUCAUCUUCAACUCUCAGGAUCCGGCCCUGGGACGUUCAUUGGGAUUUGUCUGGAGCGUUCGAGGUUCUUUCCGGUCGCGAUCCUUGGUGUUUUGAUGUCGGGAGCUGCUAUGGUCUUAUUGGAGCCGAACUUCCCGCCACAGCGAUUGAAUGGGAUUCUGAAUGAUGUAAAUGCGCAGUUUGUCGUUUGCUCGCCGGGGAUGAUAGAAAGGUUUGAAGACGAAAUCAGAGAAACAAGAAAAAUCAUCCCUUUCGCAUGGCAUCUGGGGGACUGGGAAGGAUGCGAUUCUUGGAUUCCGCCACCGGUCAGCCCUAGCGAUCCGAUGUAUGUUGCCUUUACCUCCGGAUCGACCGGUACCCCCAAAGGAGUAGUGAUAGAACAUGGAAUGGUCUACUCGACGAUCCUUGCCCACAAAGAUGUUAUAGGCGCUUCAAGGUCGUCUCGGUGCUUGCUUUUCGCAUCUUCAGCGUUCGAUAUCUUCCUGGCGGAAGUCUUUUUUAUGCUCGCCACUGGGGGCUGCGUCUGUAUUCUCUCGGAAAGCCAGCGCAUGAAUAAUCUGGCCCAGGCUAUGUCAGACUUGCAGGUCAAUAUGGCCAUGUUAACGCCUUCAGUGGCACGGACACUCUCACCGAAGAAGGUGCCAUCUCUUCAGACACUGAUCCUUGGUGGUGAGUCUCCCUCGGUGUCUGACCUAGCAACAUGGGCCCCACAUGUCCGGCUGCAUCAAUCAUACGGCCCGGCGGAGUGCACCAUGUACGCGACGACGACGGCCCAGUUGGCCCCUGAUUCCGUUUUGAACAAUGUGGGAUCCUCUAUGAAUGCGACCUAUUGGAUCGUCAACCCGGAAGACCACGAUGAGCUUAUGCCUGUUGGUUCGAUGGGAGAGUUAUUGAUUGGCGGUCCUCUUGUUGGACGAGGCUAUAUCAAGCGACCCAAAGAGUCGGCAGCUGCGUUCAUUUUGAAUCCGAUCUGGAGCCAACAGAUUCCUGGUCUGUGGGGCUCACGAUUGUACAAAACCGGGGACCUUGCCAUCCUGAACUCGGACAAAUCCUUGCUUUUGGUCGGUAGAAAGGAUACUCAGGUGAAGCUCCACGGACAGCGCAUUGAGUUGCAUGAGAUUGAGCGUUGUGCCGAAACCUUCAGACCCGAUCUUGCAGCAAUUGUUGAGCUGGUGGAGAUUCAAAGCGUCCAGACAUCCAGUUUAGUCGCAUUCACCUACAAUCCAACCACGGUGAAGAGAACGCUAGCUAUGACAUCUUCUCUUUCUGGCAGCCAGAUGCCAUUCCUUCCGCCAUCAACAGACAAUCGACUUCUUUCUGACGGCCUGCUAAAUCAUCUUCAGCAGCACCUGGCACCAUAUAUGGUACCGUCGUUAAUACUAGAAUUGUCGUGCCUGCCCCUCGGUCCAACUGGAAAGAUCGACCGCAAGAAACUUAAGCAUGCUGCGUCGAUGCUUGAAAAGGAAACGCUGAGAAAGCAUCGGGGCGGUGUCGCUGGGUCGAAGACGGAACCAACAACGCACCAGGAGCAAUUUGUGCGCGCAAACUUUGCAACCGCGCUGUCAGUGGAUGAGGUAACCAUUGGGUUAGAAGAUAGCUUCUUCGCUCUGGGUGGUGAUUCCUUGAGUGCUAUGCGAGUUUUGACCCUAUGUCGGCGUGGAAACAUGAACAUCUCCAUGCAUGAAUUUCUCUCCCAUGACACGGUAUCUUCGCUUUGCGCUCAUGCCAGUAGAUAUCAGGAACAGUGUCCGGAUCCUGCUUUUCAGAAUAGUGUGAUUCCCAAGCAUCACUCGGAGAGUGAGGCUAAUAGUUCUGUCAAUCUCAACGAUGUCGCUCACAAUCUCGAAAUGAUUCGAUCUCAAUUGACGUUGCUACAGUCACACAUCAUCGAGGACAUCUAUCCGUGUUCGGACGCCCACAACGGUAUUUUGGAGCUGUAUGCAUCCAAGUACACGAGUACGGCGAUCUUCCAGGUUCUCCCCAGCGGCUCAGUGAGUGCGGUCCAGGUGAGCAAUGCCUGGAAGCAGCUUGUCGAGCGCCAUACGGCACUGCGCACAAUCCUCGUCGAUGAUCCCAAGGCCCAUGCAAAGAAGUACCAUGUCGUCCUGCGUACAGGUACCGCGAAGGACCGGAUCUUUGCAUCCAGCAAGAUGGCACUUGCGGAUUUGAGAAACCUGCCACACGUUGAGUCAUGGGACCUCUCCACUCUGUAUCGGCUUUUCAUCGGGCAGGGUGAUAGCGGAGAGGUGUUCAUGCGGUUGGAGACGGGUGGGGCGCUGAUCGACGCCUUUUCCAUGUCUACCCUCAUGAGGGAGCUAUGUCUCACCCUCGAUGGGCAGACGUUGCCCUCUAUCAGUGUCACGUAUCGCCAAUACCUGACUCACCUGCUGCUGCUGCAAUCGUCGGCCAAGGCUUUGCGAUACUGGUCGUACAUGCUGCAGGAUGCCCAGCCAUCUCACCUCCCAAAGCUUCCAGAUGAUACACCUAGAGCCUCAGCUUUCCCCUCGCCUCGCACGCAGCGAUACCGUCUCUCGCCUGCCCAGUUCCACGAGCUCAACGCAUUCUGGAGGACUCAUCGCUUCACCAUCACCAAUGUUUGCCAGCUGGCCUGGGCCAAGACUCUCAGCCACUACACCAACACUUGCGACGUUUGCUUCGGCACGGUCACUUCCGGCCGCGAGGACCACCACCUCGACGUCUGGGACUCCGUGGGCUCCUUCUUCAAUAUAGUGUACUGUCAUCUCGCCCUCGGUUCCGAGGAAACGGUGUUGGAGGCCUUGACUCGGAACCAAGUGGAGAUCCAACGACGAACGGAGCACCAGCACUGCUCGAUGCCCGAGAUGGCCCGCAAAUUUGGGGCGCAGCCGGACAAUAAUGAGGACAAGCAAUUGUUCAAUACUGUGUUGACCGUACAAAACACCGUCUCGACCAACUCACAUAUAGCGAGUUCCCAAGAUAACGAGACUAUCAAUGGUACUAUAAGCACCCAAGUCGAGCUCCUUGAUCUGGAAGAUCCCACCGAAUACGACUUCUGCAUUGCCGUUCACACCUCGCCGUCCCAGAUCGACUUCGAACUCCGCUACUGGACAUCAACCGCCUCGGAGAAGUAUGCGUCGGAGAUCCUGGCUCGAAUGCUCGACUAUCUCGACCUAAUCGUGCAGAACGCGAUGGACCCGCUGCAGAAGAUUUCACGGGUCUAA
Molecule: messenger RNA, 7146 nt
Organism: Penicillium waksmanii
Lineage: Eukaryota; Fungi; Ascomycota; Eurotiomycetes; Eurotiales; Aspergillaceae
Product: non-ribosomal peptide synthetase
Exons: 3
Coding region: 1-7146 (2381 amino acids)
Biological process (GO): amino acid activation for nonribosomal peptide biosynthetic process; secondary metabolite biosynthetic process
Cellular component (GO): cytoplasm
Molecular function (GO): phosphopantetheine binding; catalytic activity
Source: RefSeq, a predicted model, not a curated record